AUGAGCGAGUGUUUCGAUCAUUUUUCCUCGUUUCAACUUUCUUUCAAAGACGUGAAAGUUAAGUUAAAGGAAGAAAUGUAUUCUCCAGAUAAAAUGAUGAACGGGAAACCAAUUCAUCCGCCCAUAACAGCAUCCGGUGGAUGCUUUUCUGGAAGAUAUUCUCCGACUUACCGUUCUCCGGAUCCGAUGCGACGGUGCAUGCCAAAUCCGUCGCAGCAGCCGAAAAACUGGAAAACAAAAAAUUGUUUAUCUAUAAUGAUAUAA
Messenger RNA from Pediculus humanus corporis (human body louse), 264 nucleotides. RefSeq lists its product as uncharacterized. The record is from RefSeq and is a predicted model, not a curated record. The transcript is spliced from 2 exons. NCBI's taxonomy places the organism in Eukaryota, Metazoa, Arthropoda, Insecta, Psocodea, Pediculidae. Bases 1 to 264 code for a protein of 87 amino acids.